AUGGCGCCCGGCAAACAUUUCUGAGCUUCGGCGCUACCCGCUAACGCCCGGGGUUGGGGACAGGGGCUCCAGAAGCAGCCUGGAAAGGGGUGGUCGACAACUCCCAAGCCCGUCGCCACCAUGCCCGUUUCUCCGACAAACAGCCGCAAGCAGCCAAACCUCUCGCCGAAUAAUGCCUCACUAUUACCAAGGAAGUCUAUUAGCUUUAAUGCCACAAGAAAAGCUCCAAACAAAGGAUAUAUUGGUGCAAAUCAAAGCAAAUUGACUGUAUCAAGAAACUUACUUAUUCCACCUGAAAUGAGAUCAAUAGAAAAAUUGAAUAUUCCCAACAUUAAGACAAUACAGGUGUUUGAUGCAAAUGGAAUUGAUGUUACUCCCCGACCUCUUUAUUGUCCAGACCCACAUGUUGGUACAGCAAAACCAAGUAAACUACUGACAUCACAAGAAGGAUCACUUGGAUCAGAAUUUAUUUCUUCCUAUAGCCUGUAUCAGAAUACAGUAAAUCCUAGUAUGUUAGGGCAGUUUAUAAGAUCAGUUAUAGGAAGCAGUACCAUUUCUAAGUCAAGUAUAUCAACAACUGAAUCAAUAGCAGAAGACAUAGAAGAACCAUCCUUUAGACGAGAAAGACUAUCUAGUUUAACAGAUUUACGAGUUAUGAGGGCAGUGCCUGAAACAACUAUAACAAAAGAAGACCUUGAGAAGAAUAUAGAGAUAAUACUUACAGAGUCGGAAAUGCUACGAUUUUUUGACUUGCCAACAGUUACGAUCUCUGUAGAAUCUGAAGAAGCUGAGAAAGUAACCCAAGGAAAUAAGAAUUAUGAAAGCCUUUGUAAAAAUAGAUUAGGCAAUGACUUAUAUGUUGAAAGGAUGAUGCAGACUUUUAAUGGUGCACCAAAGAAUAAAGAUGUUCAGUGUGAUAAAAUCAUAACAGAAGACAAAGGCAUGAUGGCCACUACCUCGGAUUUGUUUGAUUCAUACAAUGCUCUAGAACUUUCAUCUUUAUCAUCAAAACAAUCUGCAAUUAAAUCAGAUAGUAAAGCAAAUGUACGUCCUAAAGAUUGGGAUCAAGGGCCGGCACAAAGUACCAUAGGGAAAAGUAGUGAAGCUAGUUCUCUUAUGGAUAUAGAAAAUGUAAUUAUGUCUAAAAUCCAUGAUGAUGAAGAGGACCACUCAGAUGCAAUAUUAAAAUCUGAUAAAUUUCAUCAAGAUUUAUUUUUCAUGGAACGUGUUCUAAUGGAAAAUAUAUUUCAACCCAAACUUGCAGCUUAUCGUCAACUUCCUAUUUUAAAAGAACUUGAACCUGAAGAGCCUAAAGAGGUUUUAGAAGGAGAAAAACUUGAAGAAGUAGAGGAAGAAGUUAAGGAGGAGGAGGAAGAAAUAGAAGAAAUAGUUGGAGAACCAGCCAAUUUGGAACGACUUUGGUCUUUUUCCUGUGACUUAACCAAAGGCCUUAACAUAAGCAGCCUUGCCUGGAAUAAAACAAAUACAGACCUUUUGGCUGUGGGCUAUGGGCACUUUGGAUUUCGAGAGCAAAAUAGAGGAUUGGCUUGCUGCUGGUCAAUAAAGAAUCCCAUGUGGCCAGAACGCAUUUAUCAGAGUCCAUAUGGAGUUACUGCUGUGGAUUUUUCAAUUGGAACACCUAACCUGCUAGCAGUUGGCUAUCACAAUGGUACAAUUGCAGUUUAUAAUGUACAGAGCAACACGGAUGUUCCAAUUCUGGAUAGUAGUGAAUCACCUCGAAAACAUUUGGGACCUGUAUGGCAACUACAGUGGAUAGAACAAGAUCGAGGAACAACAGGUGAUGACAAAAGAGAAAUCCUAGUUUCUAUAUCAGCAGAUGGAAGAAUCUCCAAAUGGGUUAUACGAAAAGGAUUGGACUGUCAUGACUUGAUGCGAUUGAGACGAACUACUGGUGGCAUCAACAAGAAAGGAGGGGAAAAAGAGAAGAAAGGUGAAGCUUUGAUAUCUCGACAGGCUCCUGGAAUGUGUUUUGCUUUUCAUCCCAAGGACACAAAUAUCUAUUUGGCUGGCACUGAAGAAGGUCAUAUUCACAAGUGUUCUUGUUCAUAUAAUGAACAAUACCUAGAAACCUACAGAGGACAUAAGGGCCCAGUGUAUAAAGUAACAUGGAACCCAUUUUGUCAUGAUGUAUUCUUAAGCUGUUCUGCAGAUUGGGGUGUUAUGAUUUGGCAUCAGGAGAAUCUCAAACCAUUUUUGAGUUUUUAUCCAACUACUCACGUUGUUUAUGAUGUUGCCUGGUCUCCAAAAUCAUCCUAUAUAUUUGCAGCUGCUAAUGAAAGCAGAGUGGAGAUUUGGGACCUUCACAUUAGCACUUUGGACCCUCUGAUUGUGAAUGUGGCUAACCCUGGAAUCAAAUUCACAACUAUUCUCUUUGCCAAACAAACAGAUUGUCUGCUAGUGGGAGACAGUGAUGGACAAGUCGCUGUGUAUGAACUGAGAAAUAUGCCUACUGCUUUGGACUCUGGCCGAGGAGAUGCAAUAAACGCUUUGCUUGGACCCAAGUCAAACUAACCAGGAUAAUUCAUCAUUUAUAAUAUUUUGUUGUUGUUGUUUAAAGAAAAAGGAACAGUGUUCAGUAUUUAAUAGUUUGUAUAAGUAGGCUGUAAGCUAGGAUUUUGAUUAUA
Marmota flaviventris (yellow-bellied marmot) is the source of this 2645-nucleotide messenger RNA. It is a transcript of the gene Dnai4, whose product is annotated as dynein axonemal intermediate chain 4. The record is from RefSeq and is a predicted model, not a curated record. Gene Ontology annotation, biological process: cilium movement. Gene Ontology annotation, cellular component: axonemal dynein complex. Gene Ontology annotation, molecular function: dynein heavy chain binding; dynein light chain binding. NCBI's taxonomy places the organism in Eukaryota, Metazoa, Chordata, Mammalia, Rodentia, Sciuridae.